CUCCUUCUAAGCGUGGCUGGUUGGUCUCUUGAGUAAUUAACUAAGCCCUUGCCUCAUUCAACGACCACCAGAUGUGCAUUACACAAAAAGUCCGUCUACCAUGUCUGCCAUAUUACGAUGCAUCACAGAUAAACCGGGAUGGGUACAUUUCUUCGCGCUUGUGUUCUUUUGGCAUCUCGUUCAUACCACCAUGCAUACAUACCCUCAUCCUCUUGACGUCGUUGUGCACCAUCUACUUCCGACUUCCAUAUCUACGACCACCUCUCAUGCCCUCCACUUUGUGUCCAAUUUCUUAACACACCUCUGGAGUCUUCUUUGCUGCAUGACCAACGAACAAAGCCAUUGCUUAAUUGAACGAUUGACAGCUCGAUCGAUAGACUUUUUUUUUUUUUCGCCUUCUCGCCAUCCUAAUCUUGCGUUCCAACUUUCAGGGUCCCUCCCUUUUUUUCAUCAUUGUUGAGGAAAGCUAAAGGAAGGAUGUGUCUUACUCUG
This is a messenger RNA of Aspergillus homomorphus CBS 101889, 492 nucleotides long. RefSeq lists its product as uncharacterized. Lineage: Eukaryota; Fungi; Ascomycota; Eurotiomycetes; Eurotiales; Aspergillaceae. The transcript has a single exon. The record is from RefSeq and is a predicted model, not a curated record. The coding region runs from base 101 to 460 and encodes 119 amino acids.